AUGGCUUUCGAUGGCGCAUCUCUCAUCGCCGACGGCAAAUUGUGCGCCGCCACUGAAUCGGUCGUCGACGCCGGCACGGACAGCGGGUACCACUUGCUCGUUGUCCAAGGCUACUCGCGCACCAAGGAGAAAACUCCCAAGGACGAGUGGAUCGAGUCUCAUCCUUUUAUUGUUGGAGGCCGUCGCUGGACCAUUCACUACCACCCAAAUGGUUUUGAAGAUGAAGAAUAUAUAUCGCUUGUCCUUACCCUUGACGACGAUAUCGAGCCAAGCGUUAACGUUCAGUAUGUUUUCAGUUUCAUUGACCAGCCCAAGUUGCGGGUGCCAAAGCACAUCCGCCAAAGCCAACCAGUUUAUUUGGAUGAACGUCUUGAUGGCCAGUAUGAAUUCAUGAAAAUGGAAGAUUUUGAAAGAUCAAGACAUCUCAAGGACGACAGCUUCAUCCUCCGGUGUGACCUUGUUGUGUGCAAGCCGGGCGCGAACACCAAGGGGCAGAGCGCCUGCUCCGACGCCCGUCCGUUCACAAAAUUGCCAACGCCUGACUUGCAAAGCCACCUUGCCAGUCUCCUCCUGAGCAAGGAGUGUGCUGACAUUACGUUUGAGGUUGGCGGCGAGGAAUUUGCUGCGCAUCGGUGCCUGCUUGUGGCCCGAUCGACCGUAUUCAGGGCACAACUCUCUAGUGCCAUGAAUGAAUCGAGUGUUGUCAAGAUAAGUGGCAUCAAAGCAGACGUCUUUAGGGGCUUACUUACCUUCAUCUACACCGAUGCAGUACCUGACUUCAUGGAAGCAGAUGAUGAUGACGUUGAAACAUAUGCAACCCGACUGCUGGAGUUCCUUGAGACUAGCCACAGUGGGAACAUGGAGUCAGACAUCAUUGUCAAUGAGCUUCUAUCCAAGUUUGCGUUGCUGAAUCUCUGA
Messenger RNA from Aegilops tauschii subsp. strangulata, 918 nucleotides. RefSeq names its product BTB/POZ and MATH domain-containing protein 2-like. Gene Ontology annotation, biological process: protein ubiquitination. The record is from RefSeq and is a predicted model, not a curated record. Gene Ontology annotation, molecular function: protein binding. Lineage: Eukaryota; Viridiplantae; Streptophyta; Magnoliopsida; Poales; Poaceae.